GGGGCAGCCACGGUUAACAGAAUGGGGCCACAUCGCCCAAAGGCCCCCCAGACACCCUUAGCACCACAUCAGCUAAGACCCAUCUGUUAAAAGACGUAUCACUUGAAAAGGACAAGAGACACACACAUUAAAACAACUCACACUUAAAACAUUCACAGCGCCUGGGGCCACGCUCUCUGGCCCCCUGAAAUGCCAAGCAAGGAGGGGGCUCUUUUCCAUGGUGGCUUCUUUCUUAGCUUCAUUUGCCACCUUCCCCCGAUUUGGGAUCCAAAACGGUGGUGCCUCAAAAGCAGCACCUUUCCUUUGGCCUCUCAGGUGUCCUUGCCAGGACUUUCAGUCCCUGGACGGCUGCAUCCAGAGUACGCUGUCAGCGCUCUACCCGCCUUUUGAGGUGACAGCAGCGACGGUCCUGUGCCAGGUCUUUGAUGUGGUGGAGAAGAGCUACGGAGGAGAUGGCUUGCGCUACCUCACCGACUUCUUGAUCCCUGCCAAGCACAUCCUACAGUGCAUCCAGCAGGAUUCCUGUGUCCAGUAUUGUGGCCUCCUCUUCCGCCACGAGGGCUGGCCCCUCUGUAUCCAUGAGAAGAUUGUCAUCCAGCUGGCCUCCCUCGACUGGCAGGCCCUGAGGCCUGGAGAUUUCUACCUGCAGGUGGUUCCUCACUGGAAGAGGUCCCCGCGGAUUGUUGUGAAAUGCCUGGCCGGGGACAGGAGCCAUGUUGAGGAGCUGGCGAUCCCAGAGGUCUCCUACACCACCAUCUUCACCCUGGAAUGGCUGAACGGCGUCAACCGGGAGCGGUCAGGGACAGGCCUGCAACAUUGCCUGCUUGCCACAGACGGCAAAGUGCUCCGAGUGCCUUGGGACAAAAUAGUCAGCCCAGAGUUUACCAAUGAGCCCAAAAUGAUGGAGAGGAGCACAAGGCCAACCUCUACAGCUGAAAGGUCUUCUGCUCCAGGGUUUUCGGGGGACCAGCCUCAGGGCAGCCCUCCCUGUGCAGCAGAGGGACUCCAGCUUUUCCAUGGGCCAAAUUUGCCUAGAGAUGGAGCAUUCCUGGCCACGUGUGAGGAACCUGUGAGGACAGUGGCUCCAGGCAAGGCAAGCACAAUACCCAGGCUGGCUGAGGACACAGAGAGAGAGCUGGGAGGAAACUACAUGGAGCUGAGAGAGAUCUCCCAGCCCCAAACUCCGCCAGCCCCUCUCAGUUGUUAUUGCACUAAGACAGGGAUGGAGGCAGAGAAUGGGCCUGUGUCCCCUCUGGACAGGGACCCUUCCUUGAAUAACAAAGAUGGGUCGUCCCUUCCUUCAAUGCCAUCUGGACAACUGAGGACCUCUGAGACACAGGCCGGUGAUCCUGGAAACUGUUGGGAGGAUGGAGAUGAAAUGGGCAGUUGUGGCACAUGGCCCCCCAGGAGUCCUUCCUUGCCCCUGCUCCACCCAGUAGCCGCCCCUGCAGAACAUCCCCAUGCGGGGGCCUCAGAGACCCCUCCGGUGGGGCAUGAGCUGGACUGGAGGUAUGCCAUGUGCAGCUACCUCGAUGGGGAAGAUGCCGAAUGCCAGCCGGCCUCAGGAACAGCUCACGGGGGCAGCUCUGCACUGCAGCAGUGGGGUGGCAGUGGGUCUUCUGAAUUGGGUCCCACUGGCACAGCCUUUGGCCCAGCGGCUCAGCAGGGAGGGCAAGGAGGAGGCGGACAAGAUAGCAGUCCACAGAGAGACCGGGACGGGGGCCAUGUGAGCCCUGCGGAGGGGUGUCUCUUGAGGACUCCUGUGAGGGUGGGAGCUGCUGGCCACAGCCGUGGGGAGACCACUGGCCAACCCUGCCCCUCACUCACAACCAAUUCAUUCCUGCCAGAAGAAGCCUCCUUGGUUGGAAAGAUGGUGGUGCCUGGUCACCUUGACCAGCAGCUGCCAUCUGGGCUUCCCUCCCAGUUGGGCCCUGAUCAGCUGAAGGAACAGUGCUUUCCAGGGCAGAUGGAGGAGGCGAACCAAAGGCAAGCAGACCAGUUGGCAGAACCAGGCUGUGGAGCUGGUGGGCUGCCCAGGCCAGGCUUCCUGGAAACAGAGAGGUGGCUGAGCCCCAGGAGGGAGGAAGAGGAUGGCCGUGAGCCGUGGAACCAGUGUGCAUGCCCACUUUGUCCCUCCAAGGAGCCACAGUGCAGUCCUGCUGCAGAGGGGCCUUCGCCAGAUGCACGGGCAGAGGGGCGAUUUUCCAGCAAUGGCAGUGAGGAAGGGGCUGCAGCGCUCUGUCUGGACCAGCCACGUCUGCCAAGCAGGCCAGAGGCCUUCCAUUUGGGGACCUCAAGGGAGCUGGAAGGUUUAAGGGGGCAAAGAGGAGGAGCCCUCCCUCCAACUGCUUCUCCAGAAGAGGAUUCAGGCCUGUGGCCCCUCCUGGAACCUGGGCCCCAGCCUGGCCCCCUCCAGGCACCAGGCCAGCCUUCCCAUAGGGAGUUGAAGGAAGGGGACACCUCUGCACCAGCACCAUUGCCUACCCCCUUGGCACCACCAGCAGCGAGGUUGCCAGGUGGUCCCCCAAAUGUCACCGCUGAGGAUCCAGUUGCAGAGAAGGCCAGCGGGCAAACUGGCACAGUUGGCUGUCCCCAGGGAAAGGUCUCCUCACUGGGCCAUGAACUGCCCUCCUUUGCCUCUGAUGGGGGCCCCCUGCAAACUGCCGCAUCAUGGACGAAGGACGUAGAUUGGGAGAUACUCCGGAGUGGCCUGGCAUGCCUCCCAGGCACCAGAGACAGAUGUGGCCGGGCAGUGGUCAUCGUCACAAUGAGGAAUCCUGCUUGGCUGAACCCGCUCUGCAGUGCCAAUGAACUGGUGUGCCUCCUCCUGUACUUACGGAGCACUCUCAGGCCCCAGUGCCAGGCUUUGGGCCUGACUGUCCUGGUAGAUGCCCGGCGAUGUCCUCCGGCCCCAUCUCUCUUUAAAGCUUUAGCCAACCUGCAGGAUGCGGUCCCUUGCUGCAUCCAUGGAGUCCUCUUGCUGGCUGAGAAAGAUGCUGGCUUCCGGACAGAAAAAGUGGCUUCUGUGCAGUGUGAACUCCUCACCUCCAUGAAGGCUCUCCACAAGCACAUUGAGAGCACACAGCUUCCCUUGGAGCUGGACGGGACCUUCCCUUACUGCCACCAGGACUGGCUGCGCUUCCGCAGGCGCCUGGAGCACCUGCUGCAGGGAUGCCAAAGGGCCUGUGCCUUCCUCCAGAGGGCCAUACAAGCUAUGGGGUCCAGCAGAUGGCCAGAGAAGGUAGAGGAGGCUGAUGCCCUGCUGAAGAGUGACCAGCAAUUAAUGAAGACUGUCCUUGAGGAUGCCCGGCUGGUCCGGCUGCAGCUGGAAGGGGGGCCGCUCCUGGCUCGCCUCAGGAAGGAGGACUCCUGCGUGACGCUAUCUGAGGACUACCAACACGGGCUGGAGACAGCCACUGCCCUUUACAACCAAGUGGACGAGGGCAUCCACCAGCUGGUCCUGGCCUCCAACAAGCGCACCCGAACCCUGGAGCUAGUCAAAGACCUGGCAGCUUUUGAAGAAGCCUUUCGGGAGGUCAGCAGUUGGAUUGAGAAUGUGGGCCAGACGCGGCUGGCAGAGCUGGGCAAGCUGGGAACUUCCUUGGAGGCCCUUCUUCAGGCACGGAGGCAGUUCCAGGAUUUUGAGUUGGUUGCCAGUGAAUACUGCCGGAAGGGCCGGGAGGCACUGGGGAAGAUAAAGUGGGAAGAUUUCUCCUCUACAGAGAUGCCCGCAGGAGGUGCCGCCCAGCUACAGCGCUGCAGCCAGCAGCUGCGGGGCUUCUGCUGCCAACUAGAGGCUGGCAGGAACCGGCUGCAGGAGGCUGUCCGACUGUAUGAGUCCUUGGACCAGGCAACCGCGUGGGCCCAGGAGGGGAUGCAGCACCUGGCCAGCCUCAGCCUGGUGGAGUCCAGUGCUCCUGAAGACAGAAUGGCAGCCCAGGUGUGGCUGGAGAGCUCCAGUGGGCAGUGGCACCCAGGAUUCAGUGAGGCCAGGUUCCAGGAGAUGAAGGAGGUGGCGCUUCGACUGAAGAGCGGCAGUGCCCUGAAGCAGUGGCAGCUGGUUCGGGCCAAGUGCCAAGAGGCCACACUGGGCUUUCAGAGGAGGCUGGGUGCUGCCCUGAUGACUGGCAGCCCCUCCUCACAUCCAGACUGGGAGCCAUUGCGAGAGGGAGAGUGCUGCUGGCCUUGCCAGGAAGGCCAGUCCCCUUUGGAGGGGGCUGCAGAAGAGGGACCCUGCUCUGGCCUGGCCCCCUUCCACCCAUGGCCUGAGUGGACUAAGGAGAAAACUCAGGGCUGCUGCAGGGAUUGGGUGGCCUCUAGCCUAAGUGCUGUUGCCUCCGGUGUGCCUAAGUCCCUGAAUUCUGCACACAGCCAUAGCCCUGAGGCCAUGCAAAAGAGCAUUAUGGACCCUCGGGAAGAGGCCGCAGCCACAGGAACAACAGCACUGACCUCCCAUCCCGCAACUCCCCCAUUUGGGCGGCCCCUUCCCAAAAGGGUUCUGCGGAAAGCCCAGAGUUUUGAACUGGCUGGCACAGAGAGCUUGCGGCCGGGCUGCCAGCGGACCCUAAGUGAGCCGGCCCACUGUGGCAACAUCGGCGUCUUCAUCAAGGGCCUGGAGGUCAGCAGCACAGAAGUGGCAGGCAGGGGCUGCGGGGCCCGGCGGUGGCUCAGCUCCCCUGCGUGGUCUGUGGGCUGCGUGGAAGAGGAGGGGCAGCAGAACAGCAUCUCCACACCAGAGGCCAAGAGCUGGAACAGCCGACUGAGGCACAUAGUGGACGAGAUGGUGAGGACCGAGCGUGAGUACGUGCGCUCCCUGCGCUACAUCAUGGAGAGCUACUUCCCCGAGAUGGAGCGGCCAGACCUCCCCCAGGACCUGCGGGGGAAGCGGAGCGUCAUUUUUGGGAACCUGGAGAAGCUCUAUGGCUUCCACAGCCAGUAUUUCUUGAGGGAGCUGGAGAGCUGCUGCGCCCACCCGCUGCGCGUCAGCCACUGCUUUCUGAGACACAAAGACCAGUUUGGGAUGUAUGCGCUGUAUAGCAAAAACAAGCCCAAAUCAGAUGCCCUCCUGGCCAGCCAUGGGAACGCCUUCUUCAGGUCCAAGCAGAUGCAGCUGGGGGACAAGAUGGACCUGGCCUCCUACCUACUGAAGCCCAUCCAGCGCAUGAGCAAAUAUGGUCUGCUCCUCAAGGACCUCCUCCGGCAGUGUGGGCAGGGCCAGGAGCAGGAGCAGGCUGACCUGCGGGCCGCUGAGGAGAUGGUGCGCUUCCAGCUGCGGCAUGGCAAUGACCUCCUGGCCAUGGAUGCCAUCAGGGACUGCGACGUGAACCUCAAGGAGCAGGGACAGCUGGUGCGCCAGGAUGAGUUCAGCCUCUGCCUGGGCCGCAGGAAAUGCCAGCGCCAUGUCUUCCUCUUUGAGGACCUGAUCCUUUUCAGCAAGCCUAAGCGGGUUGAGAGGGGCCUGGAUGCCUACGUCUACAAGUGCUCCUUCAAGACGGCAGACAUCGGCCUGACAGAGAACUCCGGGGAGAGUGGACUGCGCUUUGAGAUCUGGUUCAGGAGACGGAAAUCCAGCGACACUUACAUCUUGCAAGCCAGCAAUGCGGAGACCAAGCAGGCCUGGACCAGUGACAUCGCCAGGAUCCUGUGGGAGCAAGCAGCCCGCAACAAAGAAAUCCGCAUGCAGGAGAUGGUGUCCAUGGGUGUAGGCAACAAGCCCUUCCUGGACAUCAAGCCAAGUGAAGCCGCCAUCCAGGACCGUGCUAUUGAUUAUAUCAUGAAAGGCCGAGGAGCAAGGACCCGGGCUUCCAUUGCUGUCUCCCUCUUUGACCACGCCGCCCCCUACAAGAGACCGCAGGUGCCUCUGCUGGCCGGCAGCCCCCCUUCGUCGUCCUCUUCCUCCUCCGUGCUUGGCCCCCUCAAUCUGCACAUGUACCUAGACCAGGCCCUGCUGCCAAAGCUCCUGGCCCACAGCCGCCCCUUCGAUGCCAGAACUUGCAGCGUGGAGGAGGACGAGAUGGAGAACGAGACCAGCAGCCAGCCUUCCAUGACAACUGAGAGCUCUGGGUCCUCCUCCCAGGGCCGCUCUGCCAGCGGCUCCGACAGCGGCUGCGUUUCCAGCGGCCCCCAGGAGAGCUGCCGCGAUGACCUACCAUGUUCGCCCUCCGUCCUGCCAGGGGACCAGCCUCAUUUCCUCAAAAGCCAGUAUGUGUCGGCGGUCUGAAGGCCACUUUCUGUGAUGUUUCAGAGGAUCCUGGAAGGAGGAGGAGCCUGGUGUGUGUCCUGACCAGACACUGGGAGUCCUCCAUGGCGACAACCCACGUCUGAACAUGGCUGCAGCCCAGGGCAUGAGGAGUGCCCUCUGCCUUGCCAUUUUGUGUUAAGAGUGGGUCAGUCUACUCCCUGCCUUCGCCUUUGAUUCAGGAGAGUGGCUCUGGGCGCCAGGGGAGGGUUGGGGCCUGAAGCCGCUUCUGUUAAGAAUUGCACAGGGCCAGGACAGACCAACUGACUGGCCGCUUGCCAUGGUUUUUGAACAACUGACUUGGUUUUAUUCUACAAGCUGCACAUUUUAAAGAGUUCUAAGCACAGAAGGAAACGAAGUAUUUAUUUUUUAGAAACAGAGCUGACAUCCUCUGUCCACUGAACCCUGUGAUCCAGGCCAGUUCUCUUUGUUUAGUGUUUGCCUGAUGUUGAGAUAAUUUAUUGCUUUGUCCUUCCAAUUAAUUCCUUCAUUAACAGAUUCCAGGGCUGCUUCCUCAGUGCCAGGGCGACCCACUUGCCCAUCCGUCUCUGCCUGGCAGGAGAAGGAGAAAAGCACGCAGCUCACCCCCCCCCCAAGCACUCCUGCUUUGGUGGCGGGUAGCUGCCUCUCUCCCCUUCGGUCUGCAUGGCAAGAUGGUGGUGGAAGGCUUGCGCUGUUGCAAAGGGCCAGGGGCAAAGUCGGGGGGGGGGGUUGUUUCCUGCCCCUUGUACUAAAAAGAACCCCAAAUUCCCUAAGCUGGGAACUCAACAGCCGUUUCCCCCUGAGGGGCUUGAUUUCAACUUGCAGGGAGUUUCUCUUGGGGUGCUCUUCCCUGGGACUUUGGUGGGGCAUGCAUGGGGGCCUUCUGCCACCCUCCUUGGCCCCCUCGGGACCACUGAGCCCCCCUGGAUGAUGGUGCAGGGCAUGGCUUGAGGCCGCCAUUGCUGUUCUGCUUCUCCUAGCUUUGCUCAGUUGCCUUGCUCUUAACCAAAUGCCCUUGUUGUUCAUAAACCCCACUGCUGUGGAUAUGGCUCUUAUUUUGUAGAGUUAUUUAAUAUGCUGGAAUUUCUUCAGCGGCCUUGUCUUUCUUCUAAGAAUUGAAUACUAAAGCCCUUUGAUACAACAGCACUGUGGAGGAGCAGGAAUGGCUGCAGGGGAGUCCAUACUUGCGUUUCUGUUUCUUGGCUAAUCUUCUGUUUUUCUUGAGGGAAGAGGCUUCCUGGGAAUGGAAGGGAGUUUGGAAUUGAUUUGGCAAGAGCCCUUAUCUCAUCCGCACCCGAAACCCCUCAAAUGAGGCUGUUGUUUUCACUGCUGGGGAACAAAUUCCUUCAUGUGUGCCUGGCACCAAUGUUAUUUUAAGGUUUGACUGAAUUACUAAAUAAUAAAAAGUUGCUUCUUCCA
This is a messenger RNA of Sceloporus undulatus (fence lizard), 7639 nucleotides long. It is a transcript of the gene PLEKHG4, whose product is annotated as pleckstrin homology and RhoGEF domain containing G4. The record is from RefSeq and is a predicted model, not a curated record. The transcript is spliced from 23 exons. The coding region runs from base 218 to 6220 and encodes 2000 amino acids. Gene Ontology annotation, molecular function: guanyl-nucleotide exchange factor activity. Lineage: Eukaryota; Metazoa; Chordata; Lepidosauria; Squamata; Phrynosomatidae.